CGCGGGGCCGCCGCCGCGGGCUCAGGGCCGACCAUGCGCCCGCCGAGCCUGCCGCCGACCCUCUGGUUCUGCGUGUUGGCAGGAGUCCUCGCCUGCGCUCUCGGCCCCUCGGGCAGCCAGGCAAUUGGGCUGCAGCGGGAAGAGUGUAUGUAUCUGAAGAUGAUUGAGGAGCAGCGCACGCAGUGUCUGGAGGAGGCCCAGCUGGAGAACGAGACAGCAGGCUGUGGCAAGAUGUGGGACAACCUCACCUGCUGGCCGGCCACCCCUCGGGGCCAGGUGGUCGUCGUGGCCUGCCCCCUCAUCUUUAAGAUCUUCACUUCCAUUGAAGGCCGCAACGUGAGCCGCAACUGCACCAGUGAGGGCUGGAGAGAGCUGGAGCCUGGCCCCUACAUCUCUGCCUGUGGCAUGGAAGACAGGGCACCAGGUUUGGACGAGCAGCAGACAAGGUUCUACACUUCUGUGAAGAUCGGCUACACCAUCGGCUACAGCCUGUCUCUCGCUGCCCUCCUGGUCGCCACUGCCAUCCUGAGUCUGUUCAGGAAGCUGCACUGCACGAGGAACUACAUCCACAUGCAUCUCUUCAUGUCCUUCAUCCUGAGGGCCAUCGCCGUCUUCAUCAAAGACCUGACCCUCUUCGACAGCAAGGAGGUAGACCACUGCGAGGGCUCGGUGGGCUGUAAGGCAGCCGUGGUCUUACUGCAGUACUGUGUCAUGGCCAACUUCUUCUGGCUGCUGGUGGAGGGCUUCUACCUGUACACCCUGCUGGCCGUCUCCUUCUUCUCCGAGCGGAAGUACUUCUGGGGGUACAUACUCAUCGGCUGGGGGGCGCCUAGCACAUUCACCAUGAUCUGGACCAUCGUCAGGAUCUAUUUUGAGGAUUUUGGAUGCUGGGACACCAUCAACUCUCCAUUAUGGUGGAUCAUAAAGGCCCCCAUCCUCACCUCCAUCUUGGUGAACUUCAUCCUGUUCAUUUGCAUCAUCCGAAUCCUGGUUCAGAAACUUCGACCCCCAGAUGUCGGAAAGAGUGACAGCAGCCCGUACUCGAGGCUGGCCAAGUCCACCCUGCUGCUGAUCCCCCUGUUUGGAGUACACUACAUCAUGUUUGCCUUCUUUCCUGACAACUUUAAGGCUGAAGUAAGAAUGGUCUUUGAGCUGCUCCUGGGCUCUUUCCAGGGCUUUGUGGUGGCCGUCCUCUACUGCUUUCUCAAUGGGGAGGUUCAGGCAGAGAUGCGGCGGAAGUGGCGCCGCUGGCACCUGCAGGGCGUGCUGGGCUUGGACCCCAAGUACCAUCACCCAUCUGGAGGCAGCAAUGGGGCCACAUGCAGCACCCAGGUCUCUAUGCUGACGCGCGUCAGCCCUGGCGCCCGCCGCUCUUCCAGCUUCCAGGCUGAAGUCUCCCUGGUCUGAGCAGCAGAAGCCCUGGAAGGCCCCUUCUGCCUGCACCCACAGGUCCCUGCCCAGAGGCCUGAAGAACAUCACCCCUGUGCUGCCUGGGGAGAGCAGGGAGCAUGGACGAGG
Molecule: messenger RNA, 1518 nt
Organism: Condylura cristata (star-nosed mole)
Lineage: Eukaryota; Metazoa; Chordata; Mammalia; Eulipotyphla; Talpidae
Gene: VIPR1
Product: vasoactive intestinal peptide receptor 1
Exons: 13
Coding region: 34-1407 (457 amino acids)
Biological process (GO): adenylate cyclase-modulating G protein-coupled receptor signaling pathway; cell surface receptor signaling pathway
Cellular component (GO): plasma membrane
Molecular function (GO): peptide hormone binding; G protein-coupled peptide receptor activity; vasoactive intestinal polypeptide receptor activity
Source: RefSeq, a predicted model, not a curated record